AUGACCUCUCUUGUCCCCCCGACACCGGCACGACCGGUGCCGGGAGUAUGGCCUCAGACGCCAGCUGCGCGACCGAGUAUUCCUGCACCUUCAUUUCAGUCACCAGGAACGGCCUUUUCCCAUCCUUCUCUCCUACCGAAUCCCUCUUCGUCGUCGAGCCUCACCACCACGAGACCGGUAGAACCUCCGGCGCAAACCUCGAUCCGGCAGCCAGAAUCGUUGGAACCGUUAGAAAGAGCCGCGCGCGCCGUUAAUGAGGCCCUGACGAAUGAGUCAAGGUUCCCCGAGGUGGAUGGCUAUUUGUCCCAGGGCUAUUCCGCCGACUACGACAUACAAUCUUCAACGACAUGGGCGCCCUUUCAAAAAGCCAGUGUUUACAAAAUCCCCGACGAAAUCUUCGAACAGUACAAUAACGCGCAAUUGUCCACUAGCAUGGGACUGUUUGCGGAAUUGAGGCAUGCGUGGACCACCAUUGACAAUGCCUUGUACAUGUGGGAUUACACUUCUUCCAAACCCGAGCUGCUUGGGUUUGAGGGACAACCGCACAGCAUUCUUGCUGUGAAAUUGGCAGUGCCUCGUGCAGGCGUCUUCCUAUCCCACAUUAAGCACGUCAUUAUUCUGGCCACGACUUCGGAUAUCUUCAUGUUGGGAUUGGGACCGGACCCGAGUCCGGGCGCGUCAGACACGUUAUCGCUCUUCCAGACCGGCAUGUCAGUUUCGGUCAAGGGUCUCGAUAUCAGCGUUAUAGCAUGCUCAUCGAAGACGGGAAGGAUCUUUUUUGGUGGUCGAACCGAGAAUGAAAUUUACGAACUCACCUAUCAGCAAGAAGAUCGAUGGUUUUCGAGUCGCUGUUCAAAGAUUUGUCACACGAGCGGUGCCGCCAAAUCUUUGACAUGGACAUUCGGCAGCUUCGCUGGCGGCCCGAAGGAGUAUGUGGAGCAGAUCGUGGUGGAUGACAGCCGAGACCUGCUGUACACUCUUUCUUCUGCUUCCAAUAUUCGAGUCUUUCACGUCAAGCCCGACGGGGGACUUCCCCUUCUUAUCACGAAACCGGCCAACGAAAUAUAUGCCAACAUUGGUCACAUCAUCACACAGAACGAAUCCCUCAACGUUCGGGUCCAGAUUGUGUCCAUAUCACCCAUUCCCGCGGCAGAAGCGUCCCGAUAUCAUCUCAUGGCCACGACAGCAACCGGUUAUCGGAUCUACCUCAGCGCCACGAGUUCGGGCUAUUGGCCAACCUCCAAGUCGGGGGCGCCCAUCAGUAUGCAGGCACAGCACGUCAAAAUACCACCCAUGACCUCGAGUCCCGGAAUGUCGUCCAUCCUGGGGGUGCCAGAACCAUCAAAUAGCAUCCAUCAACCUAUCAAGACCCUGACAACGACCAGACUUGCCGCCAGAUAUUCACCGGGAUAUUUCUUUUGCUUCACCGCAAGAGAUGCCAAUGCGACAACGGACCAAUUAUUUAUUUCAGCUCCGGACGCUGCGCGCCUGUCGAGACCGGCCGAAGCUGGUCAACUAAAUCGCACCGCCGAAUCUGCAAUCUGGCUGUCCUUAGGUAGUCGAGCCGAAGAUAUAGGCCUCGUGAUUCCAUAUUCUGCGCCCACGUCCACUGCGAUUGGAUAUGGGAAUGAUUUGGCCGUCCAGUUCGACAAGCCCAUUCCAGAAGUGGCCAUUUUGACCAAUACUGGCAUCCAUAUUAUACGGAGGCGACGCUUGGUCGAUAUCUUGGCCGCUCUCAGCAGGCAAGGGGGAGGUUCAGAAGGCUUCCAAAAUGAGGUGAACAACUUGAUUCGGGCCUAUGGAAGGACUGAAACCCUGGCAACGGCCCUUGCCGUGGCUUGUGGUCAAGGAGUUGAAGUGACCAAGGAUGCACAUUCCGUGCGGGUCAACGACCCUGACGUCCUUGAACUCGCCCGAAAGACAUUUAUCGAAUAUGGUGGCAAACCUAGUAUCAACCAAAAUUCGAUCACCGAUAAGUCUGUCCCAUUGAUUGAUGCGGUUCGUCCGUCGCCUCGGCACGCCGCCAUUGCCCUUUAUCUUUCUCGGCUGCUCAGGUCAACCUGGAAGAGUGUAAUAGCAGUUGAAUCGACAUCCGCUGCCGGAUAUCAGAUCCAUCCGGCCGUUCCCCUGAAGAAGCUGAGGGAUGUGCAAGAAUCCCUGUCUGCACUUCAACGGUUUUUCAAGACCAAUAAGAGCUUUAUCAAGGGGCUGAGUGGACCGGACGAUUUGUCGAGCACCAGUACCAAAGACGAUGAAAUUGCCCUGAAGGGAGAGCAUCGCGCGCUUCAUUCGCUGGUCAAAUUUACCUCAGACACCAUCGAAGGCCUCUCAUUCAUUCUCGUACUUUUCGAGGAAAAGGUGGCUGAAAUCCUCCCACUUCUUCCCGAGGCUUCGCGACCACAGAUGCUGAAACUGACAUUCGAAGAACUCUUCACGACGAAGAAGGGCUACGAACUGGCCAAGGAACUUGUCAAGGCGAUUGUUAAUCGCAAUAUUGCCAAAGGUUCCAACGUCGAGACCGUCGCCGAAGCGCUCAGAAGAAAGUGUGGAAGUUUCUGCAGUGCAGAUGACGUUGUGAUUUUUAAGGCACAAGAACAACUGAAACGGGCCGCCGAAGCGGGAGGCAACGUUGAAUUCUCCCGGAACCUGUUGAACGAAAGCCUGAAGCUUUUUGAACAAGUGGCCCACAGUCUUCCCAGUGACUACUUAGAAUCAGCCGUCAAGCAAUAUACCCAGCUCCAAUUCUUUGCGGGAGCCAUUCAGUUGGUGCUCCGGGUGGCCCAUGAGAAGGACAGAGCCAACGAAGCGCUUUCUUGGAUGGCUGAAGGUCGACCCGAAUCGGAUGUACGACAGACGAAAUUCGACCUCAGAAGUCGAUGUUAUGAUCUCAUCCACGAAGUGAUCAUCGCCGUGGAUAAAAGCACCGAGCAAGGCCCCAGCUUUGUGGACGGACGACCAACCGUUGCGGCUACCAGGAGAAAUGAAGCGUAUGAUGUGAUCAGCCGGUCCACAGAUGAAGCGUUCUUGACGAAUCUGUACGACUGGUAUCUUCAGCAAGGAUGGGACGACAGACUUCUGGCAACCGAUUCGUCAUUUAUUGUCACCUACUUACAACGCAAAUCGUCCGAGAACAUCCAUUAUGCAGAUUUGCUUUGGAGAUAUUAUGGACAGACCAAUCAAUUUGCGGAAGCAGCCAAGAUUCAAUGGCAGCUGGCCCGAAGCUCUUUUCCUCUCUCGCUGGAGAAAAGAAUUGAGUACUUGAGUCGGGCCAGGGCAAAUGCGUCGACCUACACUCCCGGAGGCAAUCGAAAGUCAAAGCAACAAUUACUCAAAGAAAUCUCCGAUUUACUCGAUAUUGCCAUGAUUCAAGACGAGAUCCUUCAACGUCUGAGAGAUGAUCCUCGGCUGGGACCUGACCGACGGCAGGAAGUGCUGGGUCAAGUCAACGGUGCGAUCCUAGAUAUCAACACACUGUUCAACAACUAUGCAGACAAUGCCGGCUAUUACGACCUUUGUCUCCUAAUCUAUCAAGUCGCCGAUCAUCGAGAUUCGUCGCAAAUCAAGCAAACCUGGCAACAAUUAUUGCAAGCUGUGCACGACAAAACUGAAGAAGAGAAACAAAUCCAGCCUUUCGAAGCCAUCGCCGAAGAAGUUCGAAGUUUAGGCAGUAAACUGCGAGUAUCUGAAGCGACAUUCCCCGUUCAGACGCUGUUGCCGAUCUUGGAGAAAUAUUCCUUUGAGCAUCAACGCUCUGUCGCGCCUCCACAUUGGGUGGUGGAUAUCUUUCUUGACCUCGAAAUUGCUUACGAGCAGCUUUUUGAGGUCUUGGAAAUGAUGUUUUUCUCUGGCGAUUCUCCGUUCAUUGGUUCCAACCGAAAAUACAUUGUAUCAGAGUUGGUCUACGUCGUCGGCAAAUGGUUCCACGACUCCAUGAGAGCGGGAUCGGUGGUUUUCGGCAGUGAGGUUGGGGCACUCCGGGUUCAAGAAAUCAUGCAAACACUAUUACAGCAGGGACGAGCAGCGGGACUGGAUGAUGAGACCACCCAGGUUUGUCGGGCGGUGGUGGGAAAGAUAAGCCAGCUUCUGGGAUGA
Molecule: messenger RNA, 4092 nt
Organism: Rhinocladiella mackenziei CBS 650.93
Lineage: Eukaryota; Fungi; Ascomycota; Eurotiomycetes; Chaetothyriales; Herpotrichiellaceae
Exons: 1
Coding region: 1-4092 (1363 amino acids)
Biological process (GO): transcription-dependent tethering of RNA polymerase II gene DNA at nuclear periphery; RNA export from nucleus; protein localization to nuclear inner membrane
Cellular component (GO): nuclear pore; nuclear pore inner ring
Molecular function (GO): structural constituent of nuclear pore
Source: RefSeq, a predicted model, not a curated record